GAGCUGUCUCGAUCCACGAAUCCACCGAAAAUAACGCAGUCUCAGAUCUCCUGUGUGUACACCGUGUGCAUGAACUGGCAUUAGCGGGUUUACCAGCCUCACAGACGUACAGACAGAGGGGAGGGGGGCAUCCGAGUGUGCGGGGUAGAGCUGUACAGUAAACAAUUCUGGUACGCUUGCAAUGAUGCUACACAUCAGAGCUGCAUGCUAGUGCAGACGUCGGAUGCCGCAUGUGCACGCCUGUCAGUGGAGCCUGCCCGGGUGCACACAACCAUACAGCCUGGACCAGGAGGAAAACAAGCUAAUUUGGGCUCUCCUCGAGGGCGCGAGGGUGCAUGAUGAGAGAGAGGAGAGAACCGCUGCUAUCAUGAACGAAUGUAAAAUAUACCACAGAUUUUAAACAGACGUUGGUGGAUUAGAAAUAAAACAAGCAACUGGCCGAGCAAUGGAGAGCCAGGCGGCGAUGGAGCAGCAGAGCUACGAGGACGUGCGGAAAAGCGGGUAUCUCCGCAAGCAGAAAUCUAUGCACCGGCGCUUUUUCGUUCUCCGGGCUGCUUCGGAGCAGGGCCCGGCCAGACUCGAAUAUUACGAGAACGAAAAGAAAUUCCGAAGCAAGUCACCAGUCCCAAAGAAAGCAGUGAACCUGGACUCUUGCUUCAACAUCAACAAACGGGCAGAUUCAAAAAACAAGCACAUGAUAGUGCUGUACACCCGCGGGGAGAGCUUUGCCAUAGCCGCGGACACCGAGGAGGUCCAAAACGAAUGGUACCAGGCCAUGCUGGAUCUACAGUGUAAAUGUAAGACUCCUGAUGAGUGCGGCAGUGGAGGAGACUGUGGACUACCUUCCCCGGGCCCUGCCUUUAAGGAGGUCUGGCAGGUUAAAGUCUGGCCAAAAGGUUUGGGCCAGGCCAGGAAUCUAAUUGGAAUAUACAGACUUUGCUUGACGGACAAAACAGUCAAUUUUGUAAAACUCAACUCUGAUGUUGCAGCUGUGGUCCUCCAGCUGAUGAAUGUGCGACGCUGUGGCCAUUCAGAGAACUUUUUUUUUAUUGAAGUGGGUCGUUCUGCCAUGACAGGCCCUGGUGAAUUCUGGAUGCAAGUAGAGGAUUCAGUGGUGGCACAGAAUAUGCAUGAGACUCUUCUUGAGGCCAUGAAGGCCCUGAGCGAAGAGUUUCGGCAAAGAAGCAAAUCUCAGACUGUUGGGGUGAGCUGUGGAGGAGGAACUGCCUCUAACCCAAUCAGUGUACCGUCUAGACGACACCAUCCUAAUCUACCACCUUCACAGGUUGGCUUUUCCAGACGUGCUAGAACAGAAACACCUGGUGUCCAUAACACUAACACUUCCCCAACUCCACGGCAUGGUUUCUCUAGGUCAAGGACAGCCAGCAUUGGGGCUCGAACAGAGGAUGGAGGGGGCAGAGCAACAGCACUCAGCACGAGUCCUAGUCUCAAUGGGUCAUCCUGCUCAACCACCCCAACCCUGAGACCUAAACCAACACGAGCACCCACUCCAGCAAAGAUCACUCUUAGCCUAGCACGAUAUACACCAAACCCUGCACCUUCCCCAGCACCCAGUCUCUCAUCCAGCUCUGGUCAUGGGUCCGAGUGUGGGUUGGGUGGAGCCACCUUUGGAGCAGUCCCCAUCUGCACCUAUGCUCGAAUUCCUCAGAGAGUGUCUAUGUCAGGAUCACCCAGUGAUUAUGGUUCCUCAGAUGAGUAUGGAUCCAGCCCUGGAGAGCACUCUCUGCUAGCUGCUGGACUCCCUGCUGCCCUUGUUGAAGGUGGAGCUAGUUACAUCCUAAUGGGUCACAGAGAAGGCUCUCACAAACGUGUUCAUGGACGCAGAGUCCUUCGCCGUUCAUCUAGCCGCGAGUGUGAAGUUGAGCGCAGGCUGCUCAGUAAGCGUGCUUCCUUACCCCCCACUUCUACCCAGGGUUUGGUCCCCCGCCGAAGGGAGGAGGAAGAAGAGGAUGAAGAAGAGUAUGCAGUCAUGUCACGCAGUGCAAGUAGGGAAUCUUUCACAUCACGCAGAGGCUCAGGAGGUUCAGCAACAACAUCAUUGGUGCAGGAAAACUCUGCAGAUAAAGGUGUGAGUACAAAAGGGGGUCCUGAAGACUCCUCAAUUGACAGUGGUUACAUGUCCAUGUUACCAGGCGUUACAGCUCCUCCUGCUUCAUUAUCACUAGCAGUUUCUGGUUCAGAUGCAGUGCCAAAGGGUGGAGAUGAAUACAUGGCCAUGACCCCCAAUAAUAGUGUCUCUCCCCCUCAGCACAUUCGUCUACCAAUCAGUGAAGGUUACAUGAUGAUGUCUCCUAACAGUAGCUGUUCACCGGACUUGCACGGCAUUAGUGGAUGCAUAUGGGGCAGCAGAGGCAGCAUGGAGAGUCGAGCAGGCAGUGACUACAUGAACAUGUCACCUAUAAGUGCCAGGUCAGCUUGCAGUACUCCUCCAUCACACCCAGAGCAACAGCCACUGCAGCCAAAGAUGGUCUAUUCAUAUUUUUCAUUACCACGUUCCUACAAACACGCCACUCUCUCUGCCCGUUUUGAGGAUAAUCUGGAGAGGGUUUGCAUGGGAAGAGGUGAAGCUGCAGGAAAAACUGGACAUAGUGCUUAUGAUUGUGGAGGAGACACACCUGUGGGCUCCGGUGGCGGUGGACAACUUUCUCUGUCCUCAUCUUCUUUUUCCUCCAGUUCAGCUAGCAGUGAAAGCCUUGAAGACAGAUCGUUGUCUCUUUCUGUUGGUGGAGUGGGACGAGCAGCUAGGCUGAGCACAGGACACAGGGUACGGGGAGCUCACCCCAAAAUUACAUCCCAACACCAUCACCAGCAGAGUUGUGGGCCAGGGGUUCCGAAACAGGGUCAUUUACAGACAAGGAAAGACAAAUCAUCCAGCUAUUUUGUGGAUAUGUCCAAAGCCAAUACCCUGCCGAGAGUCAGGGAGACUUUGCUCCCAACGGCAUCUCAGAGCCCUGGAGAGUAUGUGAGCAUUGUUUAUAAGGGUGAACGAGGAGGACAUAAGGGGAGAACUGCAGUGGAAUCAGGAAACUCCAGGACACAAGGACAUCAGAGAGCCUUUCACCGACCGCAGCCAUGUCAAGGUGGAUCUGCCAACCUUCCACGGAGCUUCUCAGCACCUCUUGCAACUUCCAUCUCAUUGUCCUCUGAAUAUGUGAACAUGGACUUGGGUAGCUCACCCUCUUCUCUCACUCCCCUCUCUUCUUUUAAACCUGCCCCAAAGGUUAGAGAUGAGAUCAGCAGAGUUCCCCUAGUAGAACAGGAGGUUGAUAUGGGACUCAGGAAGAGCAAAGUAACAGGCUUGACACCCACAGAUGUGGCUGCUGCCCCUUUUACUGACUAUACUGAGAUGAAAUUUGGCUUGGGGGGAGAUUCAACAUCUAAAUCCCCAAAACCUGGCCAAACACCCCUGCCAUCCUCCAUGGAGCAGGAGCAUACCAUGAAUUUCUCCUCACCUAAAGCUUUUUCAAAUGUGGAUCAGGGUGCCCGCGUAGUCAGGGCAGAAUCAUCAGCAAGAAGGCGGCAUCGCUCAGAGACAUUUGUUGCCCCUCCAACUCAUCCCCUUUCCCCCUCUGCUUCCCCUUCCCCUUUUCCUGAAACGCCACAUAGUGGUCUACAACGACAGCAAGGAUUAGAGGGCAACCUUUGGUCUAAUAAUCAGCCACCCUCUCCAAAGUGUGCCAGCCCUGGAGCAGCAACUCUUCCUGCCGCUCAGGGAUCUUCUCUAACCCUGGAGCAAGGCCUGAACUACAUUGAUUUAGACUUGAUCAGUAAGGAGAAUCAAACAAGUGUGGAUGGACCUUCUGGCCCACACUCAUUUUUCUCUCCUGUAGUGGGAGGGUUGACUGGUGGAUUGGGUGGAGCAGGAGGUAACACCACCUCCAGCAUCAACACAUAUGCCAGCAUUGAUUUCAUCAAAUCGGAUGAAUUAAGAGUUCAUCAAAGCAACAGGAAGGACAGCAAAGAUUGUUAAUGUGCUCCAGCAUUCGGACCAGUCAACGUCUGUCCUUCCUGUGAGAGAGAGAAAGCGGUUCAUCUCUCCCUGCACUUGAUGUGCUCUGAAAAAUGGUGCGAUUGCCCACAACCCUCAACAGUGGAAACUUAACUGCCCUUGCCUCAUAACAACAUUUGCUCUCAUUAUUUCCCAUCGGUUCAAUCAAAAUAAAAUUUGUGCCAAAAGACGAUCCAUCAUUUCUGCCAGAGAUCACCGAGAUGGACGUGCCCUUAUGAAGGGCCACUGCGACUCUGACUGCCAACCGGGAGCCAAUGAUAUUCUUUUUAUCCUCUACCACAAACUUUCAAUUAUUGUAAAAGAGAUGUUCUAUAGUAUAAUGAUAGAUGAAGAAUAUAUAGCAGACAUAAUAUUACUGAGAAUAAAUCUUAUCUAUCGAUCUUAUAAAUAUAUAAAUACAACUUUUUUAUAAAAGUGCCUCAUUUUUGAUUGUAGCCAUUUUUACACAGGUCUCAAUGUGCUCUGUAAAAGACAAAUGCUUUCUCUUUGUUGUUGUUUUUCUUUCCCAUUCCUUUGUGUUUGCUAUGCUGAACAAAGUCGAAAGACAGAGUGUGAAGAAAAACUAUUGGAUGGAUGCAAGUUGUUUUUUUUAUUUUUGCUAUGGUUUGUAAUCAGAUUGCCUUACUGUUCUCGAUUUAUCUUUGUGUGUGUGUGUGUGUGUGUGUGUGAGAGAGAGUGAGAGAGAGUGAGAGAGAGAGAAAUCAGUCGCCUCAGCCAUGCUGUGCCUCAUUUCAUUAAUAAAAGAUUCAGACACGCACACACACUCCCACAAAUACACAACCACAGUAAAAUCAAAGCUGAUUGCAUAUACUUUAUCCCAGUUCAAUUUUAUUGGAUGCAUCUACCCCUAAAUAGAUAUUUUCAAACAUAUGCAAACAUCAUCUAUUCUUUGCUCUAUGAAUCUGAGCAUGGUGGCAUCAGAUGGCUGAUAGAUGUCUGAUCAAUAUGAAACAUCUGGUGUGUGUGUGUAUGAUUGUGUGUGUGUGAGAGAGAGUCUCCAUGGCCUUAUUGUUUUUAGUCAUGUAGUCGCUUUUGUGUUAUUGUAGGAUUUCCCCAUCCCCAGUUUACUUCAGCUACACACAUUCGCAUUCAGAUUUAAAACUGUGCCUCUUGAAUGCAGAUCUGUUAUCAGCAGACUGAACUGCUAUAUAAAUUUAACACACACUUUGCCAGACAGGACCCAGCAAGCAUUUUUUGUUUCUAAAAGAUGUCUAAUAGAUGUCUAAUAGAUGUCUAAACAUAGUCAUCUUGGCUAAAACAAGGCUAAAUUUGAACUGUCAGUAAAAAACUAAUAGACGUCUAGGAAUAGGCCAAAACUAGACUAGUCAUCAAAUAAACAGAAAUGAAUGACUGCAAUGUCUGCACAUAUAAAGUCUGUCUAAUCGGUCAAUUGGACGGCUAGUCUGGUUUUGGGCUGAUCUUAGACGUCUAUUAGAUUUUCACUGGCAGCCCAAGUUUAGCCUUGUUUAGCCUAGAUGUCUACAUUUAGAUGUCUAUUAGACGUCUAUUAGAUUUUCACUGACAACCCAAGUUUAGCAUUGUUUUAGCCUAGAUGUCAACAUUUAGAUGUCUAUUAGACGUCUAUUAGAUUUUCACUGACAACCCAAGUUUAGCUUUGUUUUAGCCUAGCUGUCUACAUUUCAAUGUCUAUUAGAGGUCUAUUAAACACGAAAUUGUUUGCUGGAGAGAUAUCCAUCUAAUUUAUUCAUCUGCCCCAUUGACUUUUACACUCUAGCAAUCUACAUUUUGGACACACACACACAGUUAACAUGCCCUGUAAUGGUGAAUUCAGUGCUUCAGUUUCUUUCGCUUUCAGUUGUUUUGUUCAGUAUUGCAAUUUCAAGAUGAGAGUUACAAGGGAACAGGGUCUUUUUAUGCCAUCUGGACAGUGGUGCCUGUCUUUGCUGAAACGUAGCAUGUUGUUCUUUUUUAAUGAUUUUUAAAUAUAUAUAUAUAUAUCUAUAUUUUAAUCACCUGUUUUAAAAUUAACGAUUCUUUUUGAUGGCUUCUGCAGUUUUCUAAUUAAUCUAAAGUUUGUUUUGUACAGUGUCGGUUAUAUAACAUGUAUCAGUGAUCCUGUUUUAGUGCCAAAUUCCUAACUCACACACUACCAUCGAUCAUGCCAAUGACUGAUCUCAUGAUGCUUUUUAAUACCAGAUUUUUAGUAAGCAGUAUUUUUCUCGUUUGCCUGCACAAUCUGCGUGUUUUCUAUCACUUAUUUGCUAAUGUAAAUUCAUAUCUCACAUAGUACAACAGCUGCCUUCAGUUACCGGGAAUCAACAUGAAGCCUUAUAGUGCUUAUACGAAUGCCUUUUCUAUCAUGUGAAAAUAAGAGCCUCCUUUGUUUAUGCAUAUUAUAUAGGGGUUCAUUUAUACCACAUGCCACAUUCAAUGCAGUGUGUAAUAGGAGUGACAUUUGCUUACAGUAUACUCAUCCACAUCACUGAUCAUACAGUGGUUGUCAAUGAUUACAGAUAACAUACAUACCUCUCGCUGAAAUCUUCACACUCUUUAUACUAGGAAUAAAACUAGCAGAACAACAGCAGUUGGGGAUUAAAACGCUGGGUGGGCUUAUUAAUGCCCCCUUAAGAGUUUUAACCUGUUUACUUAUCAUCCUGAGCAGGACAUAUGCCUUUUUAAAUCCACCUCAUGGCCGGACCAUAACAAAAAAACAAAGAAAGCAUCAAACUGUGCUUGUGCGUGUGUCUUUUUCUGUCUGUCCAGCGCGUUUGGCUACUCUGUUUUCCUCCUUGUCUUUUCUUUCCUAUAUUUUGAUUGCCUUAUUGUCUGUAUUAGCUCUUAUUUAAUACACGGCAGCUGUAAAAGAUGCUUUUUAUCCUAGAGCAGGUUUGAAGAUUCUGCAUUCUAGCAGUGGGUUUGUUUCUUUCUUCUGACUGACAUUUUUAUAGAGUCUGGUUUGGUGUAUAAAGUUGUAUGUCCCCAGACGUACUUUCCAGAAAACAUUAACAUGGUAUUAAGUGAUGUAGAAAUACAGCCAAGGUCAUAUGUAUACUGUAGGUAAGGACUAUCUGUAUAUAGUCCAGAAAAAAAAAGAAACAAACAAAAAAAGAAAAGUAAUGCUUUAUUGUCUUUUAAGUACCUGUAAGUUGUUGGGGGAAAAGGGUCUGAUAUGCACAAUCAGGGGUCUGUGUAAAGUUUUAAAGUUGAUCUGUUCUUCUGUAUAUCUAAUGCUAUGAAAAUUUCAAUGACAAUUGUGUAUAAAGGGGUUUUAAUAAGAGAGUUAUUAGGCUGCGGGCUACUGUAUAAUUCUGUGAAUAAUGGGAAAUAUUGGGCUCGGGUGGGCAUGGGAGACUGACUGUAUGGUCUGGAUAUAGUAGACAUGUCUGUUGAAUUCAGAAAUUCCUCAAUGAUUAUUGCCUGUGAUUAAGACAAUGUCACUCCAAUUUAUGGAACAAAUGAUGAAAAAAGAAUGAGAGAACUGAAA
This is a messenger RNA of Danio rerio (zebrafish), 7475 nucleotides long. The record is from RefSeq and is a predicted model, not a curated record. Lineage: Eukaryota; Metazoa; Chordata; Actinopteri; Cypriniformes; Danionidae.